GGUCCGAGUUCUCUCUCCCUUCCAUGAUUAACUUUUCUACACUUUGUGCCCCUUUCAUUUCACUCUUCAUUUUUCAGAGUGGUCUCCUCUGCAACUAGCUUUCAUUUCCUCUUCCAGUUUUCACAGUUCACAGUGGUUUUCCCUAGACCUUUCUUUUCGAUCUUGGUGGUUUCCAAUGGCUUUGAGCACCCACAGGGCCUCCUCAUCUCGUGCUUGGGCUGAACCACCUCCCCAGUGGAAUUUCGAUGUUUUCUUGAGUUUCAGGGGUGAAGACACCCGCACGGGUUUCGUCUCCCAUUUAUACCGCGAACUGCAGUACCGGCAAGUAUUCAAGACUUUCAAGGACGACCGAGAGCUUGAAAUCGGAGCUAGUAUAUCUCCAGAGCUCUUGAGGGCAAUCGAACAAUCACAUCUCGCCAUCGUUGUUCUCUCACCCAACUAUGCUUCUUCCACUUGGUGCCUGGAUGAACUUUCCAAAAUUAUCGAGUCCAUGGAAACCGGAGAUAAGAGAAUUCUGCCGGUUUUCUUUAAUGUGGAUCCAUCCGACGUUCGACAUCAAAGGAGCAGCUUUGCUGAAGCCUUUGCUAAGCAUGAAGUAAAGUUCAGUAACGACCCAGAGAAGGUGGAGAAGUGGAGAGAGGCUUUAAGAAAAGUGGCCAAUCUCUCUGGAUGGGAUGCAAAGAAUUAUAAAUGUGAAAGUGAGCUUAUAGAAGUCAUUGUGAAACGUGUGUGGGAGAAAGUGCUUCCUACGAUCACAUUGUCAGAUUCCAAAGAAAAGUUUGUCGGAAUUGAAUUUAUACUCAGGCAAAUGGGUUUGCUUUUAGCUCCUGAGGAGAAGGAUGUUCGAUUUAUAGGAAUAUGGGGUAUGGGUGGAGUGGGUAAGACUACCCUUGCUAGGCUAGUGUUCGAGAGAAUUUCCCAUCAUUUUGAAGUGGCUGAGUUUCUUGUUGAUGUCAGGAAGCGUCCACUAAUCGAUCUUCGAAAACAGGUUCUUUCCCCACAUGUUUCACUAGUUUGGAAUGAGAACGAAGUAACCAAAUUUAUUGGAAAAUUCCUGUCUAAUAAAAAGGUUCUUGUUGUUGUUGAUGAUGUUGAUAGCUGUGACCUCCUAGAAAAAGUUGCUCUAGAUAAAUCUUGGUUUGGUGAUGGAAGCAGAAUCAUUGUUACAACUAGAGAUAAACGUGUGCUCGUCGAGAAUGAUAUAAAACUAUCAGUUGAGCUAGUGGGGCUAAAUGUCAGUGAUGCUCUUGAGCUCUUUAGUCACAAAGCCUUCAAAAAAGAUCAGCCAGAGGAAGGGUUUUUAGAGCUUUCCAAGAGUUUUGUAUAUUAUUCCAAAGGGCUUCCAUUAGCUCUUAAAACUCUGGGAAGUUCUUUGUAUCAGAGAAAGCUAGAGGAGUGGAAUAGUACAUCGGAGUCACUAAGGAGAAUUCCUAAUCCGACAAUUUUCGAUUCGCUCAAAUUAAGUUAUGAUGCCCUGAAUGAUCUGCAACGGAAGAUGUUCUUGGACAUUGCAUUCUUCUACAAGGGGGUGAAGAAGGGGCGAGUUAAUCAACUGCUAGAAUAUUGUUAUGGCUAUAAUUGUCUUAUUGAGAUAAAUGUUCUUAUCGAGAAAUCUCUCUUAACUAUUGAUCAGAACGACAAUGUUGGGAUGCAUGGUUUGAUAGAAGAAAUGGCAUGGGAAAUUGUUCGUCAAGACUCUCGCGAGGAGCCUGGUCUUCGCAGCCGUUUGUGUCAUCGUAAGGACAUCUUUCUUGUAUUCACGGAAAAUACGGGAACAGAUGCAAUCAAAGGCAUACGGUUAUGUUUACCUUGUUUAGAAGAGGCAGAUUCAAGCUGGAAUUUUGAAUGUUUCUCUAGGAUGACCAAACUAGAGUUUCUUGAAUUUGAUAAUUUAAUAAUUAGUUCAGUCCCCAAAUUCCUCCCAGAUUACUUGAGAAUUCUCAUAUGGAAUUGGUAUCCUUCCAAAUCUCUUCCAGCUAGUUUCCAGCCAAGUAUGCUUGCUGUACUGGAGAUGCAAAGAAGCAAUCUUGUCCGGCUUUGGGAUGGAAGACAGGACUUGCCUAACUUGAAACGUAUGGAUCUUGGGGAGUCCAAAAACUUGAAGGAGACCCCAGAUUUCACAGGUAUUCCAAAUCUUGAGGAGUUGUAUCUUUUAAAUUGUGACGGUUUAGUUAAGGUCCAUCAAUCCAUUGCAGUCCACAAGAAGCUUAAACGGUUGAGACUUGAUCGAUGUAAAAAUGUUAAGAGUUUCCCACGUAAGAUUGAAAUGGAUUCUCUCGAGCAUCUCAACCUUUGGGAAUGCUCAAAAGUAAAGAUUCCAGAAUUUGGAGAAGGGAUGAAAAAUUUGUCAUUCAUUCUCGCACGUGGGACCGCUACUGAGGAACUACCUUCAUCAAUUGAACAUCUGGUUGGCCUAACUGGUCUGUGCAUACGUGAUAGCAAAAGUCUCCAGAGUCUCCCGGGUACGGCAAUUUUAAAACUGAAGUCUCUUGAAAUACUCAAUAUGCGUGGAUGCCCAAAGCUUAAGAAAUCUGUAGAAAAUAUGUGGGAGACAGUGUCUGAAAAACCGCCAGCCUUGCGACGUUUAUCAUCUAUGAAAAGGAAGCGUAUGGGCCCUACGGGCUUAUGUAAAAGAAAGAGUCCAGAGCAUUUGUGCUUGUCGCCAACUCCAAGGGCUUUUCCGUCUUUGUCCGCGUUAUGUCUAAAUGAUUGUAAUCUGUGUGUUAUCCCCGACGAUAUUGGCUACUGCUUUCCAUCUCUAUCUUACUUGACACUCGCUGGAAAUAAUUUUGAUAGUCUUCCUGCAAGCAUUAAAUGCCUUUCGAAGCUUUGGCACAUUGAUUUGGGGAGGUGCAAAAGGCUUGAACAAUUACCGGAUCUCCCAUUGAAUGAUUACUUAGACGUAUAUGCAGACGAUUGUGAUUCCUUAAAAAUGUUGUCAGAACCAUCACAGCAGGGCAGAUUCCCCAAAUUGAUGCACUUUAAUUUACGUGCUGCCAAUUGCUUUAGAUUGAUUGACAAUGAAGGCUUGAAUAAUGGAAUAUUUUCAAUGCUAAGGAGAUUGGCCGCUCAGGGGAUCUCUCCCGAUUUUCUUCACUCAUUCGAAUACCACUACCGUAAGUCAUUCGAUAUUGUAAGUCCUGGAAGUAAAAUUUCAGACUGGUUCGAUACUCAAAGCGAAGGAGAUUCAUUGACUGUGGAACUGCCUCCGGAUCGGGAAUCAUGUACAUCAGAGUUGAUGGGCAUUGUGUUUUGUGUUGCUUUUUCCGGUAAGAAAGAUCCUAUCGCUCUCGAGGCUCCUAGAUUGGCAAUUCGAUGUUUUUCGACUCGGAUUGUUACCGAUCACGCUUUACCAAACCAUCAGAUUGUUAUCGAUCAGCAUUUAUCAAAACAUACGAUGGGAGAUCAUCUUUGGGUGUUUUUUAUCGGUCGUUGUCAAAUCCAGGAUACCACAAGCUGCUCUAUUAGGUUCUCAUUCAGGCUUUAUCACGGGAUUAAUAAUCCUAUUCCAUGCUCGUAUUGUGUGAAGAGCUGUGGGGCUCGAUUGUUGUACGAGCAAGAUUUGAAAAACCUCCUCAAUGGAACAACCAACAUCUUGUGAAUAUUGUGACAAGGACGAAGCAGAGGAAGGGGAAGGUCCAAGAUGUGCAAUUGCAAGUGGUAGCCCUAACAAAGAAUCAUUUUUCAAAAGACUCAAGGCAUGAAUACUAAUCGAUCUAUGGGAGGAACUACCUCUUUCUGGUUCUGAUUCUUGUACAGCUAGGCUGCUAGUGGUCUCUUUGGCGACAAUGGUCUUCCUCUAUUUUUCCUUUCAGUACUUGAGGAGCCCAUCCACCACAAGAUUUGUGGCGCAUUGGCCAGGGCUAUCUCUGUCUCCGUUAGGAUGCCUUGUUGAUGUUGUGAAGACAAGGCUGAUCAAGAUGUUGCUUUGGUUGGUUUGAAAUUUCUCUUCCAUAUUCCAUUUCAUUUGUUGUCCUCAUUCCUUCUAACUGCUCACAUUCAUUCCUACAAAUAGUAAAUAUUGUUGCAAUUUUUAGUGUCCUGUAAAUUAAUUUUCCAAGAGUAAUGAGUAGAAGACUAGAAGUAGAAGUCUAAGACCAUGAUCCAAUUCAAUACUUUCUAUGUUCUCUUUCACGAAAUGUUAAUGCAUAAUGCCCGUGAGAUAUCAUUACAUUCUUUA
Messenger RNA from Rosa chinensis, 4180 nucleotides. Its product is annotated as TMV resistance protein N. The transcript has 6 exons. NCBI's taxonomy places the organism in Eukaryota, Viridiplantae, Streptophyta, Magnoliopsida, Rosales, Rosaceae. The record is from RefSeq and is a predicted model, not a curated record. Gene Ontology annotation, molecular function: ADP binding. The coding region runs from base 176 to 3601 and encodes 1141 amino acids. Gene Ontology annotation, biological process: signal transduction; defense response.